UAGUUGGAAAUAUCUAGAGUCUCGGACGAAAGAACUAGAAAUGACGCUUACAUAGGCUCUUUCGUUAUUACCUGUGUCCGUAAAACCACAAGCAGUCGCAACUCUUAAAACUUGUAUUAGGGUUUUACAGUUUCGUUUCUAUUUCUAGACAAGAUGAGCCGUGUUCCUGAGGUGAAGUGGGCCCAGAGGGCAGACAAGGUUUUCAUUACUGUUCUGUUGCCUGACUCAAAAAAUGCAAAGGUCAAUCUCGAGCCAGAGGGAGUGUUCACUUUCUCUGCUAUUGCAGGAGCAGAAAACAACCUUUAUGAGAUUAAAUUGGAUCUUUUCGAUAAGGUCAAUGUGGAGGAAAGUAAAAUUAAUAUUGGAGUAAGAAGCAUAUUCUGCAUUUUGGAAAAGGCAGAGAAGGGGUGGUGGAAGAAGCUAUUACGUGGAGAUGGCAAGACACCACAUUAUAUCAAAGUUGAUUGGGACAAAUGGGUGGAUGAAGAUGAGGAUAAUGGUGUUGGUGAUUUGGAUCUUGGAGGGAUGGACUUUUCGAAUUUUGGUGGCAUGGGAGGCAUGGGGGCCAUGGGGGGCAUGGGAGGCAUGGGGGCCAUGGGGGCCAUGGGGGGCUUGGGAGGCAUGGGGGGCAUGGGGGGCUUGGGUGACGAGGGAAUGGGUGACUUUGAAGAUAGUGAUGAUGAAGAAGUGGCAAAACCAGGGGAACAAGGUAGUGGCUCAGCACCAGGAGAAACAAAGCCAGAAGAGGAAGGUGAAAAUUCGGAAGCAAAAAAGGAAGCUGCUCCAAGCACAUGAUGCUGUGGUAGUUUAGAAUGUCAUGGUUGCAGCAUGGGAUAAAAUUUUCAGUCUCUUUGAGGGAUCAAUGAGUGUUUUCCCCUAAUCAAGUGGCGCAAAAAUUUUUAUUAUUUGGCGCACUAUGUGUCUUAUAACCUGCCAAAACUCUUUAACUUGGAUUUUAGAAUGUUGUAUUUUUUAGUUGUUUCAUGAACGAUAAUUUGGAAGUGAGCUUGUGAGCUCAGUCACUGCAUGAUUGAGAUCUGAGAGUAAAACAUCAGUUAGUUCAGGUUAUAUGAACAUUCUAAAAACAAUUUUAUUGUUAAAUCUUUACCAUUUAUGCUUAUGGAGUAGGUUGCUGGUUUGUAUGGAUUUAUGGUUUAAAAUCAACCUAUCAUGUCUCAAAAGUAUCCGGUUGAGCUUGCUUUGUGA
Pistacia vera is the source of this 1206-nucleotide messenger RNA. RefSeq lists its product as uncharacterized. NCBI's taxonomy places the organism in Eukaryota, Viridiplantae, Streptophyta, Magnoliopsida, Sapindales, Anacardiaceae. The record is from RefSeq and is a predicted model, not a curated record. The coding region runs from base 154 to 795 and encodes 213 amino acids. Gene Ontology annotation, molecular function: Hsp90 protein binding; protein-folding chaperone binding. Gene Ontology annotation, cellular component: nucleus; cytosol. The transcript is spliced from 6 exons. Gene Ontology annotation, biological process: chaperone-mediated protein complex assembly; protein folding.